This is a messenger RNA of Aspergillus bombycis, 1065 nucleotides long. RefSeq names its product alpha/beta fold hydrolase. The transcript has a single exon. Gene Ontology annotation, molecular function: hydrolase activity. NCBI's taxonomy places the organism in Eukaryota, Fungi, Ascomycota, Eurotiomycetes, Eurotiales, Aspergillaceae. The coding region runs from base 1 to 1065 and encodes 354 amino acids. The record is from RefSeq and is a predicted model, not a curated record.
AUGGUAGCCAUCACAGACCACAAUGUCGUCUACGCAGGCGACAAAAAGAUUCACUAUCUAGCGGCAGGCCCUGUAAAUGGCCCUCUGGUUCUCUUCAUCCAUGGCUGGCCAGGUACUGCAAUCACCUGGAAGGCGCAAAUCGAUGCCUUCGCAUCCGUCGGAUUCCGCGCAAUUGCCCCUGAUAUGCCAGGAUACGGGCAGUCGACUGCCCGCCGCGUGGCCGACGACUACUGUCAGGAGGCCAUCGUGGAGGGCAUGAUGGCGUUGCUAGCCGACACAGGCCGCGAUGCAGCGAUCUGGGUUGGCCACGACUGGGGUGCGGGCGUAACAUCCUCCGUCGCGACGCAACACCCUGAAGUGGUUAAAGCGCUGGUGACCCUGUCGGUGCCAUUCCAUACUAUCGAGCGCGGCUGGCAGGGUUUCCUUCCCUUUGUGAACCGCGAGCUCUACCCGGCGGACGAAUACGAGUUCGGGCAGUGGGACUAUAUGAAGAACUGGGAGGAGAACUUCGAAAAGACCAUUGAAUGGUUCGACAGUGACAUUGCAGGAUUCUGCAAGGCUUCAUUACAACCGGCCAAGGCCCCGGCUAGCCGCUUUGCCCAGGUGACUGCCACCGUGCGCAAAGCCGGCGGAUGGAUGGGCGGGAUGCCAAAACCCCCAAGUGUGGACAUGACAGGACCUCCGGUGCUCCCUCCAGAGGUCUUCGAUUCGUUUGUUCAGGAUAUGCGGAGGACCGGCUUCUGGCCCGGAUCUGCGUACUACCUGCACCAUGCGCGGAAUGCGGAAUACAACGGGAAACGUGAUGGGAAGCUGGAUCAACCAGUCCUGUUUAUCCAUGACGUCAGAGAUGUGGUGUGUGAUACCAUAACGUCUCGCCUGGCCGAUCCAAUGAGAGAGGCAUGUAGCAAUUUGACGGAGGUUACAAUCGAUGCAGGACACUUUGCGCAAUAUGAAAAGCCGGAGGAGGUACAGGCUGCCAUAUUCAGGUUCAUUGUGGAAGAGCUGCCGAGUGAGUGGCCUGGAUUCUGGACCGCCGGGUAUACCAAGAAGAAGUCGGCUCUGUGA